AUGCCAUCGUUCCUCAAUGACCACAACUCGCCAAUCCACUUCCAGAACGCCGGAGUCGUCCACCUGAACGGCCCCAGCCACUACGAAGGAAUCAGCAACGUCGAUAUCAAGGUCAAUGGACACGUCCCGCACCCCGUCAACUCGCACGUCUCAAAUGAUAGUUUCGACGGCAGCUCCUCCCAUUCUACGCACACUUCCGAGUCGUCGGAUGCCACUCAGAUGCACGGCAACGACACCCGGACCUCGACUAUGAGCACAACCAAUGGCCACAACGGAGCCAUUGAAGGGGGAGAUGGAUGGAAAACAAACGGUGGCCUCGGCUAUGGGGAUGCACCCCAGAAGCCCUUGUCCAAUGGUGCUCCUAUCACCAUCCCCCCGCCAGACCGAGCCGCUCCCCCACGACCACCACAUAUGCCUAAUGGGACGGCUGAUCGCACUUCAGGCCACAGUUUCGCUGAGCCCCCAUCGAUAAGGACGUCAAUGGCUGACGCAACGAUCGAUUCUGUCCAGGCCUCCCCAAUGGGAAUGACGAUGCAUCAGGGCCAGAGAGGGGAUGCACCUGGGGCCAGCAAUGGUCACGGUCUCAAUGCCGACAGUGGCUCCAACUUCUGGUCCUCCAGCCCGGUAAACCAAAGGUCCAGCCUGGACCCGAACUCACCAGCACCUCAGAGGUUCUCUUCUCCUGCCCAGAUGUCGGGUAACACGAGUCUCAACGCAUCCACAUCCAAUCUCCACCCGGCAAAUCAAGGGCUGAAACACCGUCAUACCCUCGAGGUUCCUAGGCCCGGCCAACCCCGCGGAUCGCGUGAUGGCCAGGACUCUGCAGUCACAAGCGGUCGAUUCUCCCCGACCAACGCCGGGCCCAGCGGCGCUAGGAGAGCCUCCAUCAACCUGGUUAGGCGCAACACCCGAUCGUUGCACAGUGACUACCCUCGCGACGAAGCCUUUCCCGACGAGGACGCCAUGCGGUGGGCAGAAGCGUACAGGCAGAAGCGGGCCAGCAAGAAGAAGAAGAAGGAAGAGGAGGAUGAUGACCGGGUGCUAGUCGGCACCAAGGUCGACGAGAAGCACGCAAACUGGGUCACAGCCUACAACAUGCUGACAGGAAUUCGUGUCUCCGUGUCUCGCACGAAUGCCAAGUUGGAUCGUCCAUUGACAGAUGCGGAUUUUGACGCUAAGUCCAAAACAACAUUCGAUAUCACCGGAAAUGAGCUUGUUCCCUCUGCAAAGUACGACUUCAAAUUCAAGGACUACGCACCUUGGGUGUUCCGACAUCUGCGACAGCUGUUCCAUCUGGAUCCAGCCGACUACCUCAUGUCUCUGACAGGAAAGUAUAUCCUCUCUGAGCUCGGGUCACCUGGCAAGAGCGGCAGCUUCUUCUACUUUUCCCGAGACUACAGAUUCAUCAUCAAAACAAUCCACCACGGCGAACACAAAUUUCUCCGCAGGAUACUGAAGGAGUACUACCAGCAUAUCACUGAGAACCCGAACACGCUACUCUCUCAAUUCUACGGUCUUCAUCGGGUCAAGACGCCGUGGGGUAGGAAGAUUCACUUCGUGGUCAUGAACAAUCUUUUCCCGCCACACCGAGACAUUCACACAACCUUCGACCUCAAGGGAUCUACCAUUGGCAGAGACUACAGGGAAGAAGACCUUGAGAAGAACCCUCGGGCUACCUUGAAGGACUUGAACUGGCUGAGGCGGAAAAGGCACUUGGAGCUCGGCCUUGAGAAGAAGCGACUGUUCAUGGAACAGCUACAGAAGGAUGUCAAGCUGAUGCAGAAGCUGCACAUAAUGGACUAUUCUCUGUUGAUCGGCGUCCAUGACACCCGCAAGGGCAACGACGAGAACCUGCGGGCCCGGAAUCUCCAGGUCUUCAGCCCUGGUGGCGCUCAGGCUUCCGAUGACCCUAAUCAGGUGCUGAUGCGCACACCGUCAAAGCUUGAGAAUCAGCGCCGCGCUGCUCAGAUGCGACAACUGAUCAAGUCCGAGCGACCGGUGCCCAUGGGACAGAGCUUGUCUGGCAUGCCUGAUGUCCUGGAGGAGGGUGCUGCCAAGUCUGAGUCACUGUUCUACUCGGACGAUGGCGGCAUGCGUGCCACUCAUGAGGACAAUAUGCCAGGUGAAGAGAUCUAUUACCUGGGAGUGAUUGACUGUCUGACACAUUAUGGUGUCAUCAAGAAGAUCGAACACUUCUGGAAAGGACUCUCGAGCGACCGAACGCAAAUCUCGGCCUUGCCACCAGAGCAAUACGGCGACCGGUUCCUCGACUUCAUGUCCGGUAUCACAAUGUCACCCGAGGAGGCAAAACGGGAGGCCGAGGAGAAACAGAAUGCCGAGGCUGAGGCAGCUGCCGAAAAAUCAAAACAGCGCGUGCCGAGCUGGAACAGUGCAGGCCGCAAGUCAACUAGUAAUAAUGUACCGGCGGCUCCUACCCAUGAGCCUCCCCCGCCACCGGGGCGUGGCUCUGGGGCCAUAUCUCCUCAAGCUGAGGAGACGAUGCGAAGAGCAGAGCAUGUUGCCUCAAAGACAGAGAGGCACGGCCACACCGAGCAGGGCAUUCCAGAUCGCAUCAUCAGGACAACGGGCUCGGCCGGCGGCGGCAUCUUGCCCUCCAUCGCGGCUGCUACUGCGCCGUCCCUGAUGGCCAGCAAUAAUGAUGCGGCGAACCAGGCGAUCCUUCCAAUUGUUGAAGAGCCUAGCGAGGGUUCUACGAACGGCGAGCGUGACCACGGCGCAAAUCGACAUGGCCAUGGCGACCGGACAAGUAAUGUGACAGCUGGCUCUGAUGGGCGACCGUGGACGCCGGCAAGGGAUGGCCAGGAUCGCAACAGCUCCGGCUCGGGGAAUCCGGUGCUUUCGAAUAUGCGUGAACCAUCCAGGGCACCUCCAACCCCGCCUAAGACGAGUGGAAGCAUGGUGGGCAAUGGCAGCGCAUUUGGCCACGGGAAGCGACUCACAAAGCCAGAAAGCGCCGACAGCGGGAUUGGUGUCCACGAGAUGGGCCGGGCGAGAAGCGGGAGCCAGGUGUCGAGAUACUCCGACAAGGCCGGUGUUAAGGGGCAGAUGAGCCGGGAAAGCUUGGAUAAGGCCUUGCCACCCCUGCCUGCCGUCAACGGGCCGGCGUAA
Diaporthe amygdali is the source of this 3129-nucleotide messenger RNA. RefSeq lists its product as uncharacterized. Gene Ontology annotation, molecular function: phosphatidylinositol kinase activity. The record is from RefSeq and is a predicted model, not a curated record. The coding region runs from base 1 to 3129 and encodes 1042 amino acids. The transcript has 3 exons. Gene Ontology annotation, biological process: phosphatidylinositol metabolic process. Lineage: Eukaryota; Fungi; Ascomycota; Sordariomycetes; Diaporthales; Diaporthaceae.